CCUGUAGUUGUAAUAGAUGUCCCAGCAAGAUUGAGUUCAGAAGAUGUGCUUUGUGGACUGACGGUAGGAGGUGAUGAAGACCUUGAAUUCUAUAAAAAAAACUUUGCCUUAUAGAGGGUGAGCCCGCAAAUUUCGAGGUCAUCUGUGUUUUGCUAUCGUAACUUCGCGGUAACUUCUGCAAAAAUUCCAAGUGGUAAAAUCAGGCGUUACUUCAUUGACGGAAAUGAGCAUCAACCUGGUGGAAACACGUCCAAAAGUCACAUGUGAACAAGCUAUCCAUCUCUCAAAAAAUAUAUAUGGUGUACACGUGCCAUCCACAUCAGUCUCAUUAGUAAAGGAGCUCAUAAGCUAUGAUGACAGGAACUUCUAUCUUCAAGGUUUCAUCCAAAAUGAGGAACAAGAACCUGCAAAUCUAAGGGGAUUUCUACUCAAAGUGAGCAACCCUGCAUUUUCGAAAUCACAGUCUAUCCUUAAAGGAAACUCUGACUUGUUGCUUUAUCUCAGUAAGAGAGACAUUACUUGUCCAGUGCCUUAUUCCUCUCGAAAUGGAGAGUUACACACCAUGUGUAAUUUCUCAGGUCAACUUGGCAACGCAACAGCCUGCGGCAGCUACAAAGUAUUGUCGAAGGAUGAGGACAAUGCGGAUGGUGCCUGUGCUGUUAGAUUGUUUAGCUAUGUGUCUGGGAGCUUACUGGAGAAAGUUGCGCUGACGGAAGAUGUUCUAUAUGACUUGGGAGCUAGUGUCGCAAGCAUGCAUAAAGCAAUGAAGGAUUUCAGCAACACAUAUCCAUCAAUCCAUGAACUCAGUCGUGAUAAUUUCAUCUGGAAUAUAAGGAAUGCCCCACGUGUAGUCAACAAGCUAUCCCAUGUAUUUGAUUGUGGAGUGAAACUAGAUCUUAUCAACACUGCCAUGAAAAGAUUCCAGAACAUUCUAUCAAAGCUGGAUACUAUAGAAAAACAAAUUAUCCAUGGAGAUAUGAAUGAGAAAAACAUACUAGUUCAGGAAAAAUUAGACAAAAAUACUUUUGGAUUUAUAGAUUUUAAUGACUUCUAUUUUUCCAAUCGUGUGGUGGAUCUUGGGAUAGCUCUUGCCUACAUUAUGAUGCUUCCCCAGGUGAAUUCUCACUUGACAAGGCCACAAGCUGUAGGUCACAUGUUUGCUGGCUACCAAUCGGAAUGGCCUCUGCCCAAAGAGGAGGUUGAGAUGUUGGGUGCUAUUGCUGCAGCGCGGUGCUCACAAUCACUCGUGGUUGGUGCGUAUCAACAUGCCUAUGUACACCUAGACAAUGAGUAUUUAUUAGUGAGUCAAAAGGGCAGUUGGAAAGCUCUGAAUAGUCUUGUAAACACAGGCGAGUUUGAAGAGGCUAUCAUGGCGCAUGCGCAAGACAAGGUAACACAGUAGUUGCAUAGAAAACGAUGUUCAUGGUCAUGCCUUUAUAUAACCCAACUUGGUUAGGAAGUAAAACUUGGGAGAUGCAAGACUGAUGAUGAUUAAUGAUGAUGAUAAAGAUGAUUGAUAAUCAUAUUAAUGAUGAUGACAUUUAUAAAGGAGGGUGCUAGGGAUAUGAUAAGUGACAUUUUUUAUCAUGUCAAUAUGAUGAUAAUAAUAACGAGGAAUUGAUAUGGAUGAUGAUGAAGAAGAAUGUUGAUAGUGAUGGUGAUGAUAAGUGAGUGUAAUAGGGAUAAUAGUAAUAAUCACAGAAAUUGAAGAAACAACCAUUGAUUCCAUCACUUUUUUUAUUUUUGAAACUGCACAAUAAGACUUUCAUAACUUCACUCAGCAAGAAAUUUUUUUGCGAAGGCAGCCAUACAAUCUUUUUUAACAAAAAACGUUUUUAUAACAAUGUUCAGCCUGAGAUUUCACCAGGUUUUUAGUACGUGAUAAAAAAGGCCGAUGUUUAGAAAGAAGUAAAAUAUUUUUUAUCAAGAGUAAUACAUACUAAGGACGCAGAAUCAAUGUUUUAUAAAAGCUAGAAAUGGCCUUGAAAUGAAAAUGGCCUCAGUGUAAUGACUGCGUUCCUUUUUUUUCAAAAUGAUUUUAUACUAUUUUCUGAAUUGAUUAAAAGUGUUAUCAUUUAAAGUAUCAAAACUA
Messenger RNA from Nematostella vectensis (starlet sea anemone), 2092 nucleotides. Its product is annotated as hydroxylysine kinase. The transcript is spliced from 4 exons. Gene Ontology annotation, molecular function: amino acid kinase activity. The record is from RefSeq and is a predicted model, not a curated record. NCBI's taxonomy places the organism in Eukaryota, Metazoa, Cnidaria, Anthozoa, Actiniaria, Edwardsiidae. The coding region runs from base 224 to 1402 and encodes 392 amino acids.